This is a messenger RNA of Kwoniella botswanensis, 849 nucleotides long. RefSeq lists its product as uncharacterized. Gene Ontology annotation, biological process: negative regulation of glycolytic process; regulation of pentose-phosphate shunt. The transcript is spliced from 10 exons. Gene Ontology annotation, cellular component: cytosol. Gene Ontology annotation, molecular function: fructose-2,6-bisphosphate 2-phosphatase activity. NCBI's taxonomy places the organism in Eukaryota, Fungi, Basidiomycota, Tremellomycetes, Tremellales, Cryptococcaceae. Bases 1 to 849 code for a protein of 282 amino acids. The record is from RefSeq and is a predicted model, not a curated record.
AUGAUAACGUUGACUAUCGUAAGACAUGGUGAAUCGACAGAUAAUCUCAAGGCCGUCUGGGCAGGUUGGGCAGAUGCACCUUUAUCCGUACAUGGUAUGAACCAAGCGAAAGCUCUCGGGGAAUCAUUCAAAACCACAAGGAUACAUCAUAUAUUCGCUUCUGAUCUGUUAAGAGCCAAUUGGACCGCUCAACAGAUACAUCGUAAUCAACCUGAACCGAAAUGCCAGAUGAUCACUUCUGACCUUCUGAGAGAACAGCAUUUUGGAGAUGCCGAACGUAAACCAUUUGGGGAGAAGGGGGGAUGGCAGAGGAAACCCGGUCGAUCAUUCAAAUUCGAGAAUGGUGAGAGUCUGAAUGAUGUCAGAGAUAGAGCCAAUGAAGCGAUACGACGCUUUAUCGAACCUAUCCUUUCGGAAUGUCACGGCCAACCGCCAUCGUCACGACAUGUCGUGGUUGUAGCUCAUGGGAUAUUCAAUGCGGAAUUUUUGGGUGCUCUACUAGCGAGGAGGAGGGAUCAUAAGCCGUUGGAAUGGGGAUAUAAAGGAAUGACAAACACCGGCUGGACCCGAGCAGAAUUAGGAUACAUCGAUGAAUUCUCCCGAACGCCCACUCCAGCCAAUAUCACCACCAACCCCUCCGGUCCGAUCUCCCCUUCUUCCUCGCCCGCCUCUCCUCCGCCGUUGGAAGAAGAUGAUGAGCUCUUACCAGGUUUGACGAUGAGGAUACUGUGUACGGACGUGACGAAGCAUCUUGAAGGUGUUCAUAGGCAGAAAGGAGGGAUUGGGUCAACGGGGUAUGAUCAGAAGCAGGGCGAUAUUAGGAAAUUUUUUGGUGGAGGUGGAGCAUGA